Pterocles gutturalis (yellow-throated sandgrouse) is the source of this 1010-nucleotide messenger RNA. RefSeq names its product F-box and leucine-rich repeat protein 15 (gene FBXL15). Gene Ontology annotation, molecular function: protein binding. Lineage: Eukaryota; Metazoa; Chordata; Aves; Pterocliformes; Pteroclidae. The record is from RefSeq and is a predicted model, not a curated record.
AGGCACCCGGCAGUAGGUGUGAGGUGAUUUAGGCUGUCUCCCACCGUAGCGUGGCUCCCUGGCAUCUGAUGAUGAGUUUGACCCCCUCCAGGGGAUGCCUCCUGGACCUGCCCUGGGAGGACAUCUUGGUUCCACAUAUCCUCUGUCAUCUGCCACUGCAGCAGCUCCUGAGCCUGCAGAGGGUCAGCAAGUCGUUCCAGGCUCUCAUCCAGCUGUACCUGGCCAACAUGCGCUGCUUUGACUCAAGUCAGAUUGGACCUGCCAUCCCUCGAGCUGCUUUUGUGAACCUGCUGAAGGACAACGAAGUACUGCAGCAGCUGGCACUCCAGAACUGCUCCGACUGGCUCACAGACAGGGAGCUGCUCCCGGUCAUUGGGCAGAACCAUCACCUGCACCAGAUCCAGCUGAAGGGCUGUGCCCAGCUCAGCCGCCACGCGCUGGUGGCCAUCUCGCUGAGCUGCCCCAACCUGCCAGCUAACUGCGAGUGGGUGGACAGCCUGUCCCUGCGCAGCCUGGCUGACCACUGCAAGGCGCUGGAGGCUGUGGACCUGACAGCCUGUCGCCAGCUGAAGGAUGAGGCCAUCUGCUACCUGGUGCAGAAGUGCAGCAGGCUCAAGUCUCUGUCACUGGCUGUCAAUGCCAACGUGGGCGACGUGGCAGUUGAGGAGACUGCCAAGUGCUGCCCUGAGCUGGAGCACCUGGACCUCACGGGGUGUCUGCGAGUCAAGAAUGACUCUAUCAGGGUCCUGGCUGAGUACUGUCCCAAGUUGCGCUCGCUGAAGGUGAAGCAUUGCCACAAUGUGGCUGAGUCCAGCCUGAGCAUUCUCCGAAGCCGUGGGGUGGAGCUGGAUGUGGAGCCUCCGCUGCAGAGGGCUCUCGUUCUCCUCCAGGACGUGGUUGGCUUCGCCCCUUUCAUCAACCUCCAGAUCUAGAACUGCUGCUGCUGGGGAGGGGGAUAUUGAUGCAAUGCUGGUAUACCAAGAUGAUGCUGGAACUGGCUGCUGUGGAGA